AUGUCCCUCUACCACGAGACAGCCGCCAUCCUCACGGGCGGCGCCGGUGGUCCCACCGCCUCCCACGGCGGCAGUCUCAAGUCGCGCAUCUUCAAAGACAAGUCCCUCAAGUCGCCUCCUGCCCAAGUCUACGCUUUAGCUCUCGAAACCAGCAAAUGGAGCGCCAUCCUCAAGGAAGUCGUCGAGGCCGCGGACCUGCUCAAGCACGAGCGAAAACUCACGCCCGUUCUCUCGCUCCUGCUUGUGCACGACCUGUUGCUUUCCAAGUCGGGAAUCGCCCUGCCCGCCACCCACGGUCUGAGGGUUUCCAUCGAGAGGCACAAAGCCCGUCUGAAUUCGGAGUUUGUGAGGGCCCGGAUCAGACGCAAGUGCACCAGCCUGGACGCGCUGCGGACGCAGGUGGAGAUUGAGGCCAGGGGCGGAUGUCCGGUGCAUCCUAGAUGGAUCCGGGUGAACACGCUGAAAUCGACGGUGGAAGAGCAGCUGGCUACGACGUUCAAGGGGUGGGAGGUUGUGGAAACAGUGGCGGAUGUUAUCAAGGCCGCUGAUGCUUUUGGUUCUUCUUCUUCUUCUUCUCAACAAGGAGGAAAGCGGGGGAAGAAGGUGAUUCACAUCGACGGCCACAUUCCCAACCUCAUCGCCGCCUGCCCGGGGGUAGCAGACUUCACCAAGACCGAGGCCUACAAGUCCGGCAAGAUCAUCUUGCAGGAUAAGGCGAGUUGCUUUCCUGCUUACUUGCUUGAUCCCAGGCCGGAGAGGGACGGAGACGUCAUGGACACGUGCGCGGCGCCGGGGAACAAGACGACGCAUUUGGCGGCGAUUGUGGCAAGCAGGGUGGAGGAUGGGAAGGCGGUUGUUUUUGAUGGUUCCUCAAAAACUUCCAAGAAAGGAAAGGGAAAGAAGAAGAACGACAAGGCUGAAACGACAACGACAACGCCUACAACAAUCUACGCCUUCGAAAAAGACCCCCACCGCGCCAAAACCCUCCAGAAAAUGGUCAAAACCGCCGGCUCCGACACCUUCACCGUCGUCAACGCCGGUAAGGACUUUCUGAAAGUUAACCCUUUGGACACCAAGUACCGGAACGUGGGCGCUUUACUUCUUGACCCAUCUUGCUCCGGUUCGGGAAUCGUCGGUCGUGACGACGCGCCCACCCUCCAUCUACCAUCCGGUCCUUCCUCCUCAUCCUCCUCAUCCUCCUCCGGCCCUACUCCCGCAUCCAAGACAGGUCCCAAGGGGAAAGCGAACAACAAGCGCAAGCAACCCCCAACUACGGAAACCAAGGAGGAGGAACCCCCAAUCAAAAAAGUCCUAAUAGACGACGACGGCCCCCUCGAAGCGCGCAUCGCAUCGCUCGCCUCCUUCCAGUUGGUCCUGCUGCAACACGCCAUGUCUUUCCCUGCCGCCAAGCGCAUUACUUACAGCACCUGCUCCAUCCACGCCGGCGAAAACGAGCACGUCGUCUUGCGCGCUCUGGCGUCGGACGUUGCGAGAAGGAGAGGGUGGAAGAUACUAAAGCGGGAAGAACAAGUGGACGGGAUGAAGCGGUGGGAUGUUAGAGGCGAAGCCGGCGAAGCGAUGGCGGUGGAGGGGGUAACUGAAAAAAUGGACGAGAAAGAAAAGGAGGAGGUGAGGGAUGCGGUUAUCAGAGCUUAUUAUCGGGAUGAUGGAAGGGGAGUCAUGGGCUUCUUUGUGGCGGGGUUUGUGAGGGAUGGGAGCGUGGAUGAUGCUGUUUACUUGAGUGGUGGUGCUGGGACUGGGACUGGGACUGGGAAGCAUGAAGAAGAAGGUGAAGGGGCAGAGGAAGAAGACCCGGAAGGACCAUUCGUGAGGGAUGAGCAAGGGAGGAUUGUCAGAGAUGAGAAUGGGAUUCCUACGUUGAAGAGUACGGGGAAGAAGGCGGUGGAUUUGAAGGAGUUGGAGGGGGUAGAAGAUGAGAGUUCGGUUGAAUAUCAGGUUGAGGGUGGCGAUGACGAAGAGCCAUAUCAGAGGGAUGAGGAAGGGCAGAUUGUGAGGGAUGAGGAGGGGUUGCCAGUUUUGAAGGAGGGGAGGAGGUGGACGGUUGUUAAGGGGGGAGAGGGGCAAGUGAAAGAGGAGGAGGAGGUGAGUGAUGAAAGUGAGAGUGAGAGUGAGAGUGAUAGUGAGAGUGAUAGUGAGGAGGAUGGUGAAUGGGGUGGCUUUGAUGAUUAG
Molecule: messenger RNA, 2190 nt
Organism: Sordaria macrospora k-hell
Lineage: Eukaryota; Fungi; Ascomycota; Sordariomycetes; Sordariales; Sordariaceae
Source: RefSeq, a predicted model, not a curated record